This is a messenger RNA of Exophiala spinifera, 1563 nucleotides long. RefSeq lists its product as uncharacterized. The coding region runs from base 1 to 1563 and encodes 520 amino acids. The transcript is spliced from 4 exons. NCBI's taxonomy places the organism in Eukaryota, Fungi, Ascomycota, Eurotiomycetes, Chaetothyriales, Herpotrichiellaceae. The record is from RefSeq and is a predicted model, not a curated record.
AUGGGAGCGGGCGAUAUAUCUGUCGACCCGAGUCCACAAGAGGCGCAGCACCAAGAGAACAACUCGGAGUCGUUCCCACACAACGUAGACGAUGCUGCAGGCGAAAGUGCAUAUGCCGUAAAGCAAGACGAUGCACCUUUGACCAUACCUCUGGGACACCAAACGAGCACAAGUAGUCUUCUCACAUUGCCUCAGAUGCGCAAACUUGUGGGUGACUAUCCCGAGGAGUUCAUUUUCCUUGUCGAAGAGAAUCGGCCCCGACCAUUAUCAUUUCAGUACGACGGUGGUGACGAUGAUGAUUUCGAAGAUGUUCAAGUGAUUAUCGAGAGGACUCUCGCCGACGAGUAUUUUGAACGAUACUUAACUCUAGUUCAUCAAUUUCGACCCAUGUUUGAGCUGGAUGAUUUGAGAGCACGAUACGAAAAGACGAUGGAUAAUGGCCUGGAGAAAAAUCUACAAUCUGCGUUGUUUUUGCCUAUUCUUGCCCUCGGAGCCACUGCACUGGACCCAGUUGACCGUAGCAGAGUCAAGUAUUCCGGUGAUAUGCUUACGAAGAUGGCUCUUCGAAUACUAUUCCCAUCCUGGGCUGUCAGUUUCAAAGGUGAUCUGGUUCUUUCCCAGGCGCUCACCCUCUGCGCACUCUACUUCUGUUACGUCGUCGAGCCUUUGACGGCUUGGAAGCUUGUACACAUGGCUUCCACGAGCAUCCAGCAAAUAAUUUGCAGGCGUAGAGAACACUUACCCCCCGAUAUCGACCAAGAUGUAAUUAGAACUAGUUGGGUCUGCUUCUUGAUCGAGUGUAACAUUCUUGCCGAGUUCCAUCAACCAAGAAGUGGCAUCGAAAUGGUUGUCGAUAGGAUGUCCCUUCCAAGAUACGGUCCUACAUUUACAACGGAGGGCUUAUUCUGCCUCGCCGAUAUUUCGGCCCGGUUGCUGCUCAAUCGAAUUCAUCACGCCAUCUACUUUACCGACAGUCUCAGUAUAUACGCCGGCCUUCGGCAAGGUUUGUAUACGAUGAGUACGUCUGAUCCGGAUAUAUCACUUUUAAGAGUUUGUGAGGAGCUUGAUCGUCAGCUUGAAACAUGGUACAAGGCACUGCCCGAGGCUAUCAAGCCGGACCUUUCAGGCGCUUCGGGGAAUAGCAUACAAGCAUGUGUCUUGCGACUGAGAUACUGGUCUGCAAAACACAACAUCUAUCGACCAUUUAUAGUGUUCGUAACCUCUCAGCUUGCAGAGGAGUCCGAGAUUGGCGUGCAUCGGGUGAUUCUUGACCGAUGUGAGACCUGUCUUUCUGCCUGUCGUAUGUUCUUGUACAGUGCCGGUUACGUACUUUCGCAGAGAACGCCAUACACGUUUAGCUCGGCACAGUGCGUUCUGGGCUUUUCACUUGUUGUCGCUCUUGCAGCUCAGACCCCAACCCUUGCUAAGCUUGUUGGAGACAUAUCAAAUCUACUGGAGACUGCGAUUGGCCUCUUAACUCCGUGGGCACUGCCGAAUUCGAGCUUAGAAUGCGGCCUCGAAAUUGUCACUUCUAUACACAGAAAGUUGCGAGUGCAACCAUAA